Molecule: messenger RNA, 983 nt
Organism: Lotus japonicus
Lineage: Eukaryota; Viridiplantae; Streptophyta; Magnoliopsida; Fabales; Fabaceae
Exons: 1
Coding region: 187-795 (202 amino acids)
Source: RefSeq, a predicted model, not a curated record
UCAAAAUAAAUAAAAAAGGAAUAUUAUAAUAUUAUAUUCUACCAGUUUCAUUUGCUAUGUAUGACUUGAGUCUUCAGCAUUAAAAGCUCGAACUUUGGGUUUCAUUGAUCGUGAUUUGGUGAAAAGUUGAUAACUUCAAUUCAAGAAUAGCAACUAUUUCGCUUCUUAGAUUCUGGGUCCAAUCAAAUGAGGAAGCGUCAGAUCGUGAAGCAUUCAAUAGCUCUUGUAACCAUGCUGGUAUGUGUUUGCUGCCUUUUGAUUCUGAUCGUGACAGUUCUUAAGCUUCCAGAUGCACAAACCAAGAACAACGAAAUGGGGUUUCAGUUUAACCCAAAAAUCAGGUCCAGAAAAGUGUCCCUGCAAGGUGUUAGCUUGGGCAAGUUUGGUGAAAUGAUGGUGGACAUGUUGCCUCAAGAUCUUGCUUUCACUGUGUUUGUUCCUUCUGAGGAAGCUUUCAAGCGUGAUCUGCAUCUGCGGGUGAAUGAUAGCUUGAAGUCUGACAGGUUCAAUGAUACAUAUGCAAUUGUUUCUCGUGUAUUGGGAUUCUCAGCUGUGUCUCGUGCACUUUCUUCUGAUACUGUGCGUUUUGGUGAGCUUGUGUCGUAUGAUUCUGUGUCUGGGUUUCCCUUGUACAUUGCAAAAGAUAUCGAUGGGAUGCUUGUUGUUAAUAGGAUUCGAUCAGAAAUAGUAGAUGUUAGGAAGAAGGAGAUUGUUGUUCAUGUCAUUGAUGGGGUUAUUAUGGAUGCUGAUUUUGAGCAAUCGGUUCUAUCUGAUGAUACAGAGGAGGAGGAUUGAUUGAUAUUCAGGUUUUGAUCUUCGAUUUUGGCUUUACAACUUGUAUUCAACUGAGGUAUAGAUAUAUAGUCUUCACACUUGGACAUGUAAAUGUAACAACUUCUGUAUUUCUUUUUUCUUUGUCAAAGGUUUUCAUUUUCCCUUUGCAGAGGGAUAUAUAACAGUAUAAGUAUAUUCACUUGAUAGAA